AUGGGAAAGAAGAGAAAACAUGCAGAUAGUGAUGAAGAUUAUAUUAGGCGAAAAAUACGACGGUUGGAAGAAAAAUUGAUAAACAAAACAAAACGUAACCGCGUUAUUUACUCCUCAGACGACGAUUUAAGCAGUCAGUCUUCAGAUUCGCCGCCGCCAAUGGAGGCAGAGUGCGAAUCCCCGUUACCAGUGAUUGUGCACGCGCCUGCGUCUCCUCCGUCCCAGCCGGAGUCGCCGCCGCCGCCAGACUCGCCGCCGCCGCCGCCGCCGUCACCGCUCCUGCCGCCGCCGAAGCCGCCGUUACCACCUCCGACAGCAUCGGUAAUAGCAGAUCAUAAUGCGACCGCAGAAACAAUCGUUGCAGAAGAACUCGAAGGAGAUAUUUUACAACUUCUCGGUGACGCACCUAGAUGUGAAACUGCUCUGGGGCCACCAAUUCACAAAGAUGUAGCGAGUAGAUGGCAAGAGAUACUCGUUAAAGGUCUGCUUAAAGACACUAAAGAAAAAUUGCUGGAAGAAUAUCUGGUUCCUAGCAACUGCAAUUUGUUAAUAGCACCUAACCUCAACCCUGAGGCAAAGGCAGCCCUUUCCGAUCCGUUGGUGAAAAGAGACACUUUUCUAAUGCAAAAACAAAAACAAAUUGGCAUAGCCCUGUCCGCCUUGGCUUCGGCUACAUCUCUGAUUCUCUCCAACGAAACAUCCAAGCAAAAGUUACUCAAACCGAUUAGUGACGCUUGCCGCAUCUUAUGCGACAAUCAUUUUAUGGAGACAAAAUCCCGAAGAAAUAUGGUUAUCUCUUCAACCAACAUGCAACUUAAGGACACUUUAAUGGAAUCGGUCAGAGAUCAAUCUUGGUUAUUUGGCGAAAAUAUAUCUGAAAAAGUAAAAGCUGCAAAAUCAAUACAAAGAUCCGGGGACGAUUUGAAAAAUCAACCGAAACAAACUCCUAAAAAUAGCAGAGGUCGUUUAAACUUCAAGCCCCAGCACCGCAAAGUAGACCACAAGCCAGCGAGCAGCAGCGACAGCGGCCGCGGCCGCCCGCACCAGGCAGCGGCGCGGGGCUCAGCGCGCGGCGCGCAUCACCGGCCCGGCCAGCGCUCGCCACCACCGCGUCGCUCUUACCACAAGUAAACUGUGAGGAACACACACCAGCUCCACAAAACCCUAAAAUUGGUUGCCGCGAAGCUUUCCGGCAAACAUUAUUAAAGAAAUCUUUAGCUCCUCAGACUAUAGAAAUCAUGUUAGCAUCGUUAACUGAGUCAACUU
Messenger RNA from Pectinophora gossypiella (pink bollworm), 1266 nucleotides. Its product is annotated as H/ACA ribonucleoprotein complex non-core subunit NAF1-like. The record is from RefSeq and is a predicted model, not a curated record. Bases 1 to 1131 code for a protein of 376 amino acids. The transcript has 3 exons. NCBI's taxonomy places the organism in Eukaryota, Metazoa, Arthropoda, Insecta, Lepidoptera, Gelechiidae.